CGGCCCCACCGGCCAUUGUCCCUCCGGCCCUCGCGAGUCGCGACCUCCACUGCAACCGCACCGCCAUGAUGAAACCGCCGGCACCGGCGGUUCCGUCGCCUGAGCCGCCGCGCCUCGCCGGCGGUGGGCGUGGGCCGCGCGGCCUCCGAUCCCUGCCCGCGCUCUCCUACAACACCCACCGCGCCCUCGUCCUGGGGCUCACCUUCCUGGCCUACGCGCUCUACCACGCCUCCCGUAAACCGCCCAGCAUCGUCAAGCGCGAGCUCGCCCGGUCGUGGCCGCCCUUCGCCGACCCGGCGCUCCUCGGCGCCACGGACGUCGCCUUCCUCACCUCCUAUUCCCUCGGCAUGUUCGUCGCCGGCCACCUCGGCGACUGCCUCGACCUCCGCCGCUUCCUUGCCUUCGGCAUGGUCACCAGCGGCGCCGCGGUGGCGCUCUUCGGCGCCGGGUACUUCCUAGGCCAGCAUUCGCUCGCGUUCUACGUCGUCGCCCAGGUGAUUGCGGGCCUGCUCCAGUCCACGGGCUGGCCCUCCGUCGUCGCCAUCGUGGGCAACUGGUUCAGCGGCCGGAGGCGUGGCCUCAUCAUGGGCAUAUGGAACGCGCACACCUCGGUGGGGAACAUCACCGGAUCGCUUGUCGCCGCAGCCAUGCUUGGGUACGGGUGGGGAUGGUCGUUCGUGGUCCCCGGUGGUCUCAUUGCGCUCGGUGGCGUCCUCGUGCUGUUCUUCCUCGCGCCAUACCCCCAGUACGUCGGCUUCGGCCCGUCGCCGAUUGAAGAACCUGUCACUGAUGAGAGCACCGACGGGGAGGACAUUAGUGCCGCAGGGAAGGACAGACGGGAUGCCGUCGGAAUUUUUAAGGCACUGGCCAUUCCCGGUGUCGUCAUCUUCGCGCUCUGUCUCUUCUUCGCCAAACUAGUUGCGUACACUUUUCUGUACUGGCUCCCAUUCUACUUGAGCCAGACUGCUAUUGGAGACGAGCAUAUGUCAGCUGCAUCUGCAGGAUAUCUAUCAGUUUUGUUUGAUGUAGGUGGAAUAGUUGGGGGAGUUCUGGCCGGCUUCAUAUCUGACCAGCUUAAUGCUAGGGCAACCACUGCUGCCGUUUUCAUGUACUUGGCGAUUCCAUCUCUUUUCCUCUUUCAUGCAUAUGGUAGUACCUCAAAAGCGACAAACAUUGGCUUGAUGAUGAUCAGUGGCCUGUUUGUUAAUGGACCCUAUGCUCUGAUAACAACCGCUGUUUCUGCUGAUUUGGGAACUCACAAAUCUCUUAAAGGAGAUUCUCGCGCAUUGGCCACGGUAACCGCAAUUAUAGAUGGGACAGGAUCUCUUGGUGCUGCACUAGGACCAUUCAUAACGGGCUUCAUUUCAAGAAAAGGAUGGGAUUUAGUAUUCACAAUGCUUGCACUCUGUGCACUGGUUGCUGCUGUGCUGUUGUCAAGUCAUGUGAAAACAGAAAUUCCUCAGAUCAUCCAGAAGUGGAGAGAUCGCUCGACUAACGCGCAGAAUGGAAAUGCAGAUCCUGGUGUUCAGCCACUUCUAGUGGACGAAAGUUGACGGGGAGAUCUUUCGGUGCGGCUCCUAGUGCGACACAGUUUUGUAGUGUUGUUGUGAGGCAGUGUGAUGGUUCUGGAGAAAAGACAAAUCAGACGAUGACGAGGAAACGGUUUCUGUCCCUAAUGCUUAUUGAUCUGAGCAAACAAACAUGAGCGGGAUACAAUCUAUUUUCUCAAAAAUGAUGGUAUAGUCCAUUGUAGAUUUGCAGUAGAAUCUUUAGAUACACCAAUAUGUUGUGUAAGAAUAUACUGUGUAUCUUUACGCAU
Zea mays is the source of this 1819-nucleotide messenger RNA. RefSeq names its product Putative glycerol-3-phosphate transporter 4. Gene Ontology annotation, cellular component: membrane. The transcript has 3 exons. The coding region runs from base 66 to 1553 and encodes 495 amino acids. Gene Ontology annotation, biological process: transmembrane transport; phosphate ion homeostasis. Lineage: Eukaryota; Viridiplantae; Streptophyta; Magnoliopsida; Poales; Poaceae. The record is from RefSeq and is marked provisional. Gene Ontology annotation, molecular function: transmembrane transporter activity.